Molecule: messenger RNA, 2261 nt
Organism: Chara braunii
Lineage: Eukaryota; Viridiplantae; Streptophyta; Charophyceae; Charales; Characeae
Source: the annotation of a GenBank genome assembly
CCCGGGCGUUAUUUUCGGGUGAAGACGGUAGCCCCUACACCAAGAAGCAGCAAGAAAAGAUGGCCGCCCUAGUUAAGGAGAAUAGGGAGAGGAAUGAGCGCGAGAAGCAAGCGAAGCUAAAGGCUAUCGCAGACGAGCAGGCGGCGAAGAUGAGGGAAUUGCAAGAGGAGAUCGAGAAAAAGAAGAAGGCUGCUGAAGAAGAAGCGGCAGCAGAAGAAGAAAAAGAGAGAAUGAGAAUUGAGAGUGGAGAAGGGAGCAGUGGUGGCACGAUGAAGAGGGAUACAGAUGUUGAGAUUGAGAAGAAGAUAAGCGAGUGGGUCGCUAAUUUAUCGUUGGGAGAAGACGAGGAGGCGGAAUCUUAUGUAACAGAGGAUGAGAGGGCUGCGCUAGCCAGUGAGCUAGCAGCAAUGACAAAUCCAAUGGAUAGACGAGAAAGGGAGGAGGAGCAGAAAUUGGCGUGGAAGCUGAGGAUGAAGAGGGAGAAGAAGAGGAGGAGAGAGGAAGUGAGCAAAUUGUUUGCAGAGGUAGCAAAGGUGCAGGAGUGCAGGCAGGAAGUGUUGGCCCAACCAGAUGACAAGGCUAAGUGGGAUAAGGUGUUGGGUUACCUGGAAGUGUUGAGCAAGGCCUGGAUAGAGGAGCGCCAGGCCAGUUGGAGCCAGGAUGUAGCCUUGAGUGCCAUGCGGUCAGGGUUCAGAGACUUUGCGCACGAGAUCGUCACCCACAUCGGGGGCGAAGUCCGGCAACUGAGGGACAACAUAGGGAAGUUCUGUGAGGGCGCCAUUGGGGGUGCCAAAGCCAUAGCCGCUGUAGAGGGCGAGGCCAGACCCCGUAAGGACCCAGUUAAACUUAAGUUUCCAGACGCGUACGGGGGGAAGAAGGAGGAAAACUUUGACAAUUGGGAAGCCAGUGUCAAUAGUUAUAUAUAUUUACAACAUAUCCUGUCAGAGGAGCAAGUCCUCGUGGCCUUCCAGGCCGUUAAAGAUGAAGCGGCUAGUUUCGCUAGGUCCCUCGCACGCGCAGCAGGUUGUGAAAACAACCUGGUUGCUUACUCUAAAGUUAACCCCCUUCCUCAAUUCCUCAAGCUCCUGAAGGAGCGAUUUGCCGACCCAAUGAGAGGCGUUCGCGCCUCUGACAAGCUGCAAACGAUCCACUCACGACAAUGGAGGAGUGCCUGGGCACUCAAGGGUACAAUGGACGACUUGGUAGCCGUCCCAGACCAUGGGGUCACAGAGCCCCAGUUGGUUCAAUUAUUUUAUCGUGCCAUGCCAGAGGCCCUACGUGGGCAUUUCUUUGACAAGUCUCAACAGGCCGGCAUCAGUUAUGAUGCAUCGAGUAGAAAAGUCGUCCUGUAUGAGUCAAGGUCCAUGCCAGUUACCACCUUCUGGCAUAAGGACCUCGAUAAGGGAAAAAGGUGGAAGGGUCGUACCAUCUCAGGCCAGGUGAGGGCCAAGGAUCACAUGAUCCUUGCCUUAGAAGAAGGUGGUACUGAUGAGGUUCCAUACAGCCAGAUUGAGUGGGGCCUAGAGGAAGAGGACAGUAGUGUGGGACAGGGGAGGUCUUAUGCUGCUGUCGCGGCUGGAGAAAGGCCGCAAGCCAACUACUACAGAAAGUUCGUGAGGAACUUCUCCACUAUCGCCGCUCCCUUGCGCAGGUUGCUAAAGAAAGAAGCAAUCAGGCAAUGGGACAAAGACUGUACGUCUACACUCAAGAAGUUAAAGCGCGCGUUAAUAGAGUAUCCUGUCCUCAAAGUAGUUGAUCCGUCCUUGCCAUUUGUCGUCACCACGGACGCAAGUCAGUAUGGGAUAGGCGCCGUGUUGCAGCAAGAUGACGGCCAUGGCUAUAAACCCGUAGAGUUCAUGUCCGCGAGGAUGCCCUCAGAGAAGGUAGCCACCUCGACGUACGAGAGAGAACUCUACGCUCUCAGGCAGGCUCUAGACCAUUGGAAGCAUUACCUGCUUGGGAGGCACUUCAAAGUGUAUUCUGAUCAUGAGACCCUUAGAUGGUUAAAGAUCCAGGCCAAGAUGACACCUAAGCUAACUAGGUGGGCCGCUGAGAUAGACCAGUACGACUUUGAGCUCAAGCCAGUAAAGGGCAAGUACGACGUAAUUGAGGACGCUCUGAGUAGGAGAUCAGACUACUUUGGAGCCAUAGUACACUAUCUGGAUAUAGGGAGAGACCUGCAGGAGAAAGUGAAGCAAGCGUAUGCGUAGGACCCUAUCUAUAGCGACCUCCUAAAGAGAGUUAGAGAGGCCCCAGAGACU